This is a messenger RNA of Colletotrichum siamense, 762 nucleotides long. RefSeq names its product Mediator of RNA polymerase II transcription subunit 7 (gene MED7). Gene Ontology annotation, biological process: regulation of transcription by RNA polymerase II. The record is from RefSeq and is a predicted model, not a curated record. NCBI's taxonomy places the organism in Eukaryota, Fungi, Ascomycota, Sordariomycetes, Glomerellales, Glomerellaceae. Gene Ontology annotation, molecular function: transcription coregulator activity. Gene Ontology annotation, cellular component: core mediator complex; mediator complex. The transcript has 3 exons. The coding region runs from base 1 to 762 and encodes 253 amino acids.
AUGGCCGACAACCCCGAGGAGCCAUCGCAGAAUGCGGUGGCCGCAACCUUCCCGAACCCGCCUCCCUUCUGGAAGGACUUUACACCCGAGAAGUUGGCUCGCAUCGAGGACCUGCGCAAGGCCCAGGCUGAGAAGGAUGGCGUCGACGUAAAGGACUUGCCGCCGCGCAUACCCAAUAUUCCAGAGGAGCUCAUCAAUCUGAACCCCCCAUCCGAGCCAGCUUCUGGCACGUGGAAGGUUUUUGGGGCCAAUUAUACUCUUGACGACAAACUGCCGUCGCUGGAAGAGGGCGAGAUUCAGCGACUUGCCCCUGCUCCACCCGAGGAGAAGGACGGCAAGCACCUUGACCGUGCGUUUGAGCUCAAGAAGAUGGCGAAGUCCAUCCUGAUGAAUUUCCUCGAGCUGGUCAGCGUCAUGGCCACCACGCCAGACGAUGGCCAAGCCAAGGUCGAAGAUCUCAGAACGCUGUUUAUCAACUUCCACCACGUCCUCAACGAAUACCGACCCCACCAAGCCCGCGAAUCUGCCAUUGCGAUGAUGCAAUCCCACCUCGAUCGAACAAGAGCGGAGACGGCGGCCAUCAGUGCUCAGGUUGACAAGGCGAAGCGCCUGUUGGAAGGUUUGGGCAGCAUCGAGAUCCCCAAAGUCCCGGAAGUGAUCAGCUCGACUGUAGAUGGAGAGAUGACACCAGAAGAGCUGAAGGCGGCAGCCACGGCACGCGAGCUGGAGGUUUGGGCUACCGCAGACGCCAUGUUUCUCUAG